AUGGACCACCCUAACUCUCACCUCGUCGACCCCUCCACCUACGACACCAACCUCGACGGCCUCGCCACCAACCUCCCGCUCCGUAUAAGCCACAGCGCCGCGCUCAUCGACCGCGGCGCCUUCCGCGCCCAAAAGGACUGGCAGCACGUCGUCGUCGGCACCACCGCCGCCACCGUGCCAUUACCACCAGGGUACGUCGGCACCGCAGGGCCCGAGUACGGGUUCCUAGCGGUGUGUGUGCCCGACACGCUGCCCGACCGCGCCGAGCUGGUCGGGUACAUCGUCGAGAUGGUGUUCCUGCUCGACGACCUGGUCGAGGCCGCCGAGUCGCCUGCCGCGGCGGCCGCGCCGUACCUGGCUGAUUUGCUGUCUGCGAAGGACGCGCUGGAGAAGGGCGGGGAUUGUGUGGGUGUGGGCGGCGGGCGCGUCGCGCGGACGUUUGUGGGUGUUGGCAGGGCGAUGCUGGCGAUUGAUCCUGCCUGUGCGAGGGAUGCUUUCCGCUGGCUGGAGGUGUCGGUGAGGGCUAUGUUGGUCCGUUUGGGGGGGAGCAGGGAGCUUCGUGAUUUGGACGAGUACCUGGACUAUCGACGGGUGAAUGUCGCUUCGCAGUCUAUGUUCGGAUUGGUUCUCUUUGCCAUGGGCCUCACCAUCCCGGAAGACCAACAACAAACGUGCCUGGAGCUUUCCGAGGCGUUCUGGCUUCAGUUCGCGCUCACGAACGACUGCCACUCCUGGGAGCGCGAGCGGAAGGCGGCGAGCGACAACGGCCAGUCGUCUGUGACGAACGCCAUCUGGAUCCUGAUGAACAAGCACUCGAUGAGUUGGGACGAGGCAAAACAGGCGUGCCGUGACAAGGCCAGACAAUACGCUGCGGAGCAUGUGCGUGUCGUGGAGGCAGCUAAGGCGAGGGAUGAUCUUUGCCACGACGCCAAACGCCUGCUCGAAUGGUUUAGGAAUGCGAUCAGCGGAAAUAUUGUCUGGGGACUUCAGUGUCCUCGCUAUAAUGCUGAUCGGACGUUAACGGCAACACAGCUCGCGCUGGCAGAAGCUAUCCAGGCGGACGAGACACUCGGUUGGAUUUGGGGCCAAGAGAAGAAGGCUAUAAACGGUAUUGCCAAACAUGCGAAGGCUGAGAUCAACGGGGGUGUUGCAAGCCGUACUGCCACCAACGGUAUUAUCACCACUGGUAUUGUUAUCAACGAUGACUCCCACCAAGAGAUGGAGGUUGUGCAGGACGUCCCGAGCCUGGGCACAGAUGUUCUCGAGGCACCAUCGCGCUACAUUGACUCUUUGCCCGGAAAAGGCAUCCGUCACAAGGCUAUCGACGCGCUUAAUGUCUGGUACAGGGUGCCGCCGCAGCAGGCCGCCAUCGUUUCAAAGGCCGUCCAUCUUCUUCACGGGGCAUCCCUAAUGCUGGAUGACAUUGAGGAUUCUUCCCGCUUGCGACGCGGGAAGCCGGCGGCGCAUUUGGUCUUUGGAACCAUGCAGACCAUCAACUCGGCCGGGUUUAGGUUUCUUAACGCCCUCGAGGAAUUGACUAACUCGAAACUAGAGGAGCUCCAGGAUCUCUACGUCGGACAGAGCUAUGAUCUCGCCUGGACGUGCAACUUGAGUUGUCCGACCGAGGAAGAGUACCUUGCCAUGGUUGACGGCAGUCUCUUUCGGAUGCUGGCGAGGAUGCUCGAUGCGCAGUCGGACUCGCCCACCAAGCCGGAUGUGGUCCUCAUCACGCGGUUCAUGACCUUGCUAGGCCGCUUCUUCCAAAUCCGGGAUGAUUACAUGAACUUGACCUCGGCAGAUUACACCAAGCAAAAAGGGUUCUGCGAGGACCUGGACGAAGGAAAAUACUCGCUUCCCAUUAUUCACGCCCUCAGUCGCUGUGGGAAUUCCAAGUCUUCGGAUAUCAAGUCAAAAGCCAACAGCCACGUAGCUAUCCUUCAAAACCUCCUCUCCCAGCGACAAAUUGCAGGGAAAAUGACAUUAGACCAGAAGAACCUGUUCCUUGAACAUCUCAAACAGACAGGAAGUCUCGAAUACACGAGGCAAGCUAUGGGAGCGCUGCAACUGGAGCUGAAGAGCAUGGCAAGGGAGAUGGGCAUGCAUAACAACGAGAAGUUGGCGGGUUUGCUGGAGGCGCUGAAGGUUUGA
Molecule: messenger RNA, 2148 nt
Organism: Chaetomium globosum CBS 148.51
Lineage: Eukaryota; Fungi; Ascomycota; Sordariomycetes; Sordariales; Chaetomiaceae
Exons: 6
Coding region: 1-2148 (715 amino acids)
Biological process (GO): isoprenoid biosynthetic process
Molecular function (GO): prenyltransferase activity
Source: RefSeq, a predicted model, not a curated record